CCUAUUGGAGCAUUGCACCAGACAGACCGCUGUGAUUUUUGACAACUGCCCAACCUGCCGUAUGAGUUUCGCUAUGUCGUGACCAGAACAUCGCGUCCGGAUCCAGUCGAUCUUAUUAACUCUCAACAGCCUAUAGACUUAUCGAUCGGAUCCUGCGGUUUUGGUUUGAAUAUCGGAUCAAUAUAAGUUAUAUUGCGUAUCACUGAGGAGGACAGGAUGAGCGGAGGAGCGGACGUGGUGUGCGCCGGCUGGCUGAGGAAGUCACCGCCGGAGAAGAAGUUACGGCGCUAUGCGUGGAAGAGGCGUUGGUUUGUUCUGAGGAGCGGUCGACUGACCGGAGACCCUGACGUUCUAGAAUACUACAAACAUGACCACGCACGCAAACCCAUACGCAUCAUCAACAUGAGCCUCUGUGAACAGGUGGAUGCAGGCCUAACCUUUAAUAAAAAGGAUUUGGACAGUAGCUAUGUGUUUGACGUGCGGACAGUGGAGAGGGUAUUCUACCUGGUGGCCGACAGUGAGGAGGACAUGAACACAUGGGUCAGGUGUAUCUGUGACCUGUGUGGAUUCAACCCUACUGACCAUGGUAUGACAACACACACACACACA
This is a messenger RNA of Salmo salar (Atlantic salmon), 609 nucleotides long. NCBI's taxonomy places the organism in Eukaryota, Metazoa, Chordata, Actinopteri, Salmoniformes, Salmonidae. The record is from RefSeq and is a predicted model, not a curated record.